AUGUACAAUCUAAAGCUGCCAGUUGUCCUUAUUGUUCUCUCUGUUGCCUUAAGCUAUCUGGAGGCUACACCUAUUGAUAGAUUGAUGUCAGUGACUGGUGAUAUCUCGGGUGGAAAUUCUGAAAGACAAAAAUGGAUAUUGCCAAAUCUGUCAAGAAAUAAACUUUUGGAACCUACUGGGACUGUGUCUGAAAAAGAAGCAAAAAAAGUAAAAAGUCAUCAUCUGGAAAAAAGGAAAUGCAACACAGCUACAUGUGUAACACAGCGGCUGGCUGACUUUCUAGUUCGAUCUAGCAGUAACAUUGGAGCAGUUUUCUCCCCUACCAACGUGGGAUCCAACACAUAUGGCAAGAGAGAUAUAGUCGGUAUAUUAAGCAGAGAGCCUUUGAAUCAGCUUCUACAUUAG
Molecule: messenger RNA, 405 nt
Organism: Gracilinanus agilis (Agile Gracile Mouse Opossum)
Lineage: Eukaryota; Metazoa; Chordata; Mammalia; Didelphimorphia; Didelphidae
Gene: IAPP
Product: islet amyloid polypeptide
Exons: 3
Coding region: 1-405 (134 amino acids)
Cellular component (GO): extracellular region
Molecular function (GO): hormone activity
Source: RefSeq, a predicted model, not a curated record